GCAUAAAGAAUGCUCUGCUUUGUAUCAUCUACCACAUUUAAGCAGGCAUAACAAAGGUGACAAAUCAGAAUAGCACAGAGUAACAACGUGAAAGUAGAACCUGGCCGAGCACAUAUGUAUCCGGUUGUGAGACUUUUGAGGAAAUUUUCCUCCACCCAGAAGAGCAUCAACGAGGAGGAUAUCACCAUUUUGAAGAAAAAGCUAAGAUGCAAAUUUAAAAGUGUCGGCAUGCUCGAGCUAGACACGCUGAUAAACAACUACCUAAACAGUAACAUAAAUAGCAUGAACAAGGAGAAAGCAAAGCUACUCUACAAUCUGAUGGAUAUCGACACAACAAAUUUGUUGAAACUUUUUUAUUUUUAUUCGAACAAGGAAAAUCAGAAGGUGGAAAAGCUAGCAGAGUAUUUAAAGAACGUAGACGAGGAGGAAAUAAAAGACACGUUCAAGUUGCUAAUGGAUAUUUUGCAUAAUAACGAAAAGAUUGUCCGUUCGUGAUGGAUAUAGAGAAAGGGUAGAAGUGCAAAAUUGGGAAAAAAUUUACCUGAUCAUCAUUCGGUUCCCACUUUGGUGGUGUUGCUCUUCGUUGGACUUUUUUAUCAGUACUCGACGUAGUUGGAUAAGCUGCAGAAUUGGUGAAGCGGAUCGGAGAGGUGGUGGGGGAGUUAUUUGGGCGUGCCGCUGGUUACUCUCCCAUUUUUUCCUCCGUAUUGUG
This is a messenger RNA of Plasmodium coatneyi, 712 nucleotides long. RefSeq lists its product as uncharacterized. The record is from RefSeq and is a predicted model, not a curated record. Lineage: Eukaryota; Apicomplexa; Aconoidasida; Haemosporida; Plasmodiidae. The transcript is spliced from 2 exons. Bases 115 to 495 code for a protein of 126 amino acids.